Heterocephalus glaber (naked mole-rat) is the source of this 3332-nucleotide messenger RNA. RefSeq names its product terminal nucleotidyltransferase 2 (gene Tent2). Gene Ontology annotation, molecular function: poly(A) RNA polymerase activity. The record is from RefSeq and is a predicted model, not a curated record. NCBI's taxonomy places the organism in Eukaryota, Metazoa, Chordata, Mammalia, Rodentia, Bathyergidae. Gene Ontology annotation, biological process: RNA 3'-end processing.
GAAGCGUGACCUCUCACUUCUGCUGGUUAUUCCCAUCCGGGUCACGUCGAUCUUCCGGAUUUUUCUACACCGCCUUCUUGGCGACUUUUUGGUCUUCUUCCUUUUACUACCGGCCCAAAUCCUGUACACCCUCGUCGGUCCUCCUUUUCUCGUGUUGCUCCUCCUCCGGCCGGGGCCGGACCAUAGGUCGCCAGCGGGAACCGGAGCCGGGCCUGGCCCUCUGGGCCCACCCCUGCCUCCUCGGCUCGGGCCGCGAGCGCCGGGCCGCCGCCGUUCAGGCCUGGGCCACGGGCUGUGCAGCCUUCCCCGCGAACCCGGAGGUUCCAGCAGGAUCUCAAAGGUAGCCCCGGCUGCUUCGCCUUUUGAGGACUCUCCGGGCCUCUUCUCUCGCUUUUUCUCUGUCUCGUGUCCUACCCCAGGCACCUCACCCCCCUGCCCUGUCCUCGUCCGGGACCGAAGGGGGAAGAUUGUCUCGGAACUCCUGCAUGGUGUUUCAUAGGGCGGUGGAGAACGAAGGUAGAAGAAUACAUGUGCACUUCCAGUGAGCAAGAGCAUGUUCCCGAACUCAAUUUUGGGUCGCCCGCCCUUUACUCCAAACCAUCAACAACAUAAUAACUUCUUCACCCUGUCGCCAACUCUUUAUUCACACCAGCAGCUUAUUGAUGCACAGUUCAACUUCCAGAAUGCAGACUUGUCUAGAGCUUUGUCAUUACAGCAACUGACAUAUGGAAAUGUCAGUCCAAUACAGACCUCAGCAUCCCCAAUAUUUCGAGGAAGGAAGAGAUUAAGCGAUGAAAAAAACCUGCCUCUUGAUGGUAAACGGCAGCGAUUCCAUUCACCCCACCAAGACCCAACUAUAGUUAACCAGAUAGUGCCUUUAUCAGGUGAAGGAAGAUACUCAAUGCCGCCAUUGUUUCAUACACCCUAUGUACCAGAGAUAGUCAGAUGUGUUCCACCUUUUCGAGAAAUAUCAUUUUUAGAACCUAGAGAAAUCACACUGCCCGAGGCCAAAGAUAAGUUGAGUCAGCAGAUACUGGAGUUAUUUGAAACAUGUCAGCAGCAAAUAAGUGACUUAAAGAAGAAAGAGCUCUGUCGAACACAGCUGCAGAGAGAAAUUCAGCUGCUUUUUCCACAAAGCAGACUUUUUUUGGUUGGGUCUUCUCUAAAUGGAUUUGGUACCCGGAGUAGUGAUGGUGAUUUAUGCCUAGUUGUUAAAGAAGAACCAUGUUUUUUUCAGGUAAAUCAGAAGACUGAAGCACGGCAUAUACUCCUGUUAGUCCAUAAACACUUCUGUACUAGACUUUCCGGCUACAUUGACAGACCUCAACUGAUUCGAGCAAAAGUGCCAAUUGUGAAGUUCAGGGAUAAAGUCAGUUGUGUGGAGUUUGACUUGAAUGUAAACAAUAUUGUUGGAAUAAGAAACACAUUCCUUCUCAGAACUUAUGCAUACCUUGAAAAUCGAGUUCGGCCAUUAGUGCUGGUGAUUAAGAAGUGGGCAAAUCAUCAUGAGAUAAAUGAUGCCAGUCGUGGUACUUUAAGCAGCUAUAGCCUUGUAUUGAUGGUUUUGCACUAUUUACAAACCCUACCUGAACCCAUCCUUCCAUCCCUCCAAAAAAUUUACCCAGAAUCUUUUAGUUCUGCUAUACAGUUGCACCUUGUACAUCAGACUCCAUGUAAUAUUCCUCCUUACCUCUCAAAGAAUGAAUCAAGUCUUGGGGACCUCUUACUGGGCUUUCUUAAAUAUUAUGCUACAGAAUUUGACUGGAACAGUCAAAUGAUUUCAGUCCGUGAAGCCAAAGCCAUUCCAAGGCCUGAUGGUAUUGAGUGGAGAAAUAAAUACAUCUGUGUAGAAGAACCUUUUGAUGGAACAAAUACAGCCAGAGCCGUGCAUGAAAAACAGAAGUUUGACAUGAUCAAAGAUCAAUUUUUAAAGUCAUUUCACAGAUUGAAAAACAAAAGAGAUUUGAACAGUAUACUACCUUUAAGAACUGCUCUCCUGAAAAGAUAACUGACCUCUAUUUCUUAAAUUCUUCUGAGAAAUAAAGAACAAGAGUUACAUCAUAAUACAUUUUGUUUACCUCCAUCAUAGUUUCUUUUUAAUUGUUCUUCUUGUUUUCAUGUUUUAUUUUUAAAAGGACAUACUUAUAUAAAGAUUGCAUAUUUUAUUAUAUUUCUUAAUAAAAUCUUUUGAUUUAAAAAUGUAUUUUUGAAAAUGUUUACAUUGAUGAUUAGUAAUAUUAUGGCAUGAAUUUUCAGGUGAUCAAAUAAAAUAUAUUUUGGGAAUUACCUGAACCAGUAACAGAUUUUUGAUACAACUUUGACUAUUCACAAGCUAAUAUGAAAGAGUUGUGUGGAAUUUUGGAAAAGGUCUAAUUCAUCAAACUUAAAGUGUCACCUAUAGUAGAUGGUUUGUUGUCUCAGUCUGUUCUAGUGGAGAUUCAAGUCAGUUUUUGUUAUUUGAAGCAAAAUAAAAUGUUUUAUAUCAGUGAAAUCACUGCAGAGUCAUGAAAUACUGGACAAUUGCCUUAAGUCUUCAUUUGCCUCCCCGGAAUAGACUGAGGCUUUGGCUGUGUCUGUAUAGCAUUUCUUGAGUGCUUUCUGAGACUGGGAGACACUCUUGAGAUGGCUUUAGAUUUUGUGUGGAAACAACAAUACAUUUUGCCCUGUAGUAUGGUAAUGUGAGCGCUUAAGGCAGUCACUGAACUGUUAGUGAGUUGUUUCAAAGACUUUGAAAAGAUUAAGUCUUCUGUGUUUUAUGAUAGCAUAGUGCAAUGUGUACUUCUAUUUUCCUGCUUUUGUUGUUUGCCCUGUGAUAUGAAGCACAAACUGAAACAUCAAAGUUAAGAUUAUAUCCUAUUUGUAGAAUCAGAAUUUUUUUCUGUGCCAUUAUAGGAUUGUUAUCUAAACUGGAAUUUGUAGGCAGUAAGCCAUUACAAAGUGUUUCAGGUAAGUUGUAAUAAAAUAAUUAUAAAAACACUUUGUUUAUAAAAUACCUUUUUUAGUAUUUUACACCUGAAGUAGUGUUAGCUGCUAAAAAAGCUGCAGUGUUUAUUAAAGUUGUUUUUAACUUAUGUAAAUAUUUGUACAUUGGUCAGUGCCUGUAAAUUUAAAUAUAAAAAGUAAUCUUGAAAACAGUUUUAACUUUCAGAAGCACUGCAAACUUCUUUCAGACCUACUGUAGAACAGUUUGUUCCUCUAAUGAAUUUUUUGCAGGCCAACUCAAAAGCUAAAACUUUUGCUUUUCUUUGACAUGUAAAAGGUGCAUAUUUUCAUUUUCUUAAGUUUAAAUUUUUGUAUGUCAAAUGGAAUAAAGUUUAUAUAUGGAAAUUGUU